AUCAAACAGAGGACUGUCUUCUGUAACGUAGAUCACCCUAUCUCUACCAUCCUGUCUAUCUUCAGCAUUAGGUCCACGUGCAACAAUGCCGAGUUUCACUGGCAGUGCCCUUCGAGGGAGCUUCUUCCUGAUGCUUGGGCUGUGGUGGUCUGUAAAAUAUACAAUAAAGUACCUUCUUCGAACGCUGAACUCAGACAGCCCACCCGGUGGCUUGAUCCAGUGCAUGGAUAUAGUAGAAGGAACAGCCAAAGCAUUCUUUGCUCUGGGAGGGAUACUGGCCGAGCAAUUUGUCCCCGAUGGACCUCAUCUCUCUCUCUACGACAAUGAGACGCAGGAAUGGGUGCAGCUGAUGAAUUGGCUCCAUGUGACGAUGUACCUAUUCUAUGGCUUUUCCGGAGUGGUGGAUGUGCUCGCGUACACCCCUCUCAAGUUGCCAGUGGGGCUGGAUAGCCUUCUAGUGUCUCUGGCACUGUUUGCAGAAGGGUUCCUCUUCUAUUUCCAUGACUACCAGGAUGCUGCACUGACUGAGCACCUCUACUCCCUCCUAAGCAUUGCAGUCUUUGGAGCGGCUCUUUGUGCCUUUUUGGAAGUGUUCCAGCGAGAUCACACCCUCCUGGAGCUCUUCAGAGCAAGCCUUUUCAUCCUCCAGGGAACCUGGUUCUGGCAGAUUGGAUUUGUUCUAUACCCACCAUGGGGAUUGGGUCACGUCUGGGAUCAAGCAGAUGUUGGAAACGAAAACUUCCUAACCAUGUGCUUCUUUUGGCAUUACGCAGUCAGUCUUCUUGUGAUGGCAGUCACUGGUUUUGCCUGUCACUGUUGCCAUAAUGAAUGCCAAGUAAACUACAGAAAUGUGGAUGUGGAAUUGGACUUUGGAUGUUGUCAUGGGAAGAAGAAAACAACAGAUCCUAUCCUUGUACUAGAGAAUAGUCCAGAAGAAAAAUGAAUAAAUGGCUUCAAUUUUUUUUUGAGAAAGAGAGAGACCAAGAUUUUAAUUGUCAUUUUACAAGAAGCACACUCCUCAUAUUGAAAAAGAGUACUCUAGUCAGUGAAGAAAAGGGAGCUCCUGUAUCCUUAAAAUGUAUUUUAUAAUAGCCCUUAAAUUGCACUACUAUAUG
Molecule: messenger RNA, 1115 nt
Organism: Pogona vitticeps (central bearded dragon)
Lineage: Eukaryota; Metazoa; Chordata; Lepidosauria; Squamata; Agamidae
Product: transmembrane protein 45B
Source: RefSeq, a predicted model, not a curated record